AUGCAUAUUUUCUUCGUUGUUUUGUAUAAAAACGAAUUGCCAUUUUUGGCGGUAUCAGUUUACCAUUUGCAUCCUCACCAAAACAUGACUGUGGCCACCAAAUUACUUCUAGUACUAGCUCUUUUUGCUGGUGCCAAAGCUGGUUACCUAGGAGGUUAUGACGGAGGUCAUGGAGGUUAUGAAGGCUAUGGCGGUGGACACCAUGAAGAAUACCAUGAACCAGCCAAAUACAGCUUCAACUACGCUGUGCAUGACCCGCAUACAGGUGACGAAAAACAACACCAAGAAGAACGUUACGGUGACCAAGUCAAAGGCUCGUACUCUCUUAAAGAAGCCGACGGUACGACCAGAAUUGUUCAUAAAAUUGGAGAACCAAAACAAGAGUAUAGUUAUGGAGGCGGUUAUGGUUACGGUCACGGAGGGGAGGGUGGUUACGGACAUUACCAAUAA
Messenger RNA from Brassicogethes aeneus, 450 nucleotides. The record is from the annotation of a GenBank genome assembly. Lineage: Eukaryota; Metazoa; Arthropoda; Insecta; Coleoptera; Nitidulidae.